Messenger RNA from Fusarium proliferatum ET1, 2916 nucleotides. RefSeq lists its product as uncharacterized. Gene Ontology annotation, cellular component: chromatin. The coding region runs from base 1 to 2916 and encodes 971 amino acids. Lineage: Eukaryota; Fungi; Ascomycota; Sordariomycetes; Hypocreales; Nectriaceae. The transcript has 2 exons. Gene Ontology annotation, biological process: regulation of transcription by RNA polymerase II; DNA-templated transcription. The record is from RefSeq and is a predicted model, not a curated record. Gene Ontology annotation, molecular function: zinc ion binding; DNA-binding transcription factor activity, RNA polymerase II-specific; RNA polymerase II cis-regulatory region sequence-specific DNA binding.
AUGGACGGUCCUCACUACCCAUCCAAUGGUAUAAACACGACUUCUUCUGGUCAGACUUAUCCUUCACCAACCGCGAUUUCUCCCAACCAACUUCAAACCGGCUCUCCUCUACCUCAGACUCUGCCACCGCUGCAGCCUCCAACCUCAGCCAUGCAGAACAUGUACGGAAGUCACCCUCAUACGCCGCGAACCCCAGGCACCCCGAACACGCCUGGGUCGGCCUCCAACAUGCCUACCUACCAGCAGCAGACAUCGCAGCCCGCGAACCGCGCUGGUAUUUACUCAAUGGCCCAGAACCAAUACCCUCCUCCCCAGGCCUAUGGCACCUCUGCCAUGAUGCCCCAGGCGACCACUGCCGCGUCUCACCCACAGCCUAUCGCGCCUGCUCCUGCUGGUGGUCGCGGCCCUCCUGUGUUGCGUCCUAUGCCUCCUGGAGGCAUCAUGUCCCAACCUGGUGUCUCGUCGCCUUACGGCCCUGGUUCUCUUAUGCAGCCCACUGCGGUUAUGCCAGAGGGCGAACCUCCCACUCACGUUGUUGGCUCUCAGGGACGACGCGGCAUCCUGCCCAGUGCUCCUGGGCGACCUGCUGCCCCAGCCGCUGGUACUGGCGCCAAGAACACCGUGAUUCCUGUCAAGGACGCAGAUGGCAAAUUCCCUUGUCCUCACUGCACAAAGACUUACCUUCAUGCCAAGCAUCUUAAGCGCCACCUUCUGCGACAUACCGGUGAUCGCCCUUACAUGUGUGUUCUUUGCCGCGAUACCUUCUCUCGAAGUGAUAUCCUGAAGCGCCAUUUCCAAAAGUGCUCUAUCCGCCGUGGCAACCCCACCGGAGCUAGUCACUUGUCGCAUCCUCAGGCUCAUGUUAAGAAGAACCAACAGCAGGCUCAGAAAGCCGCCGGCCUCGCACAUGAGGGUGACCUCAACCAUCUCAAUGGCUUGAGCAACCUGCCCGCAGACAACAUGGUCCACCCAUUUGGCAUGGUCCCAGUCUCGGAUGGCAUGAACAACAUGGCCCAGGAUCAGAGCCAACUCUCUCGAUCCAGCUCGCUUGGUCGUCUCGACAACGGUAACAACGCUGACAGACGGAACAUGAACGGUCAGGUCAUGGGUGCCUCGCAGCCCUAUGGCGCUGACCCCAACAUGAACCAGCAGCAGAUGACUGGCUACAGCAUGCCUCCCGCUCAGAACGGACUGCCCAUGUACGGCGGCUCAAACACAAACCCUCCAUCUGGCCUUGAUUGGUCUCAGAUGUUCCAGGCUGGUGCGCAUCAAACCUACGUCAACACAUCUUUCAAUCCUAAUCUUGGACAGACUCAGAGCGGAAUCAAACCCGAACCUAAUGCCGGGCCCGGAACGACAGGCGCCAGCGCCAGCGACACCCUUUUGUCGAAUAUGGGAAUGCCAUCUCACCAAACCUCAUACAAUCUUCUUUCUGAUCAGAUCCUUAAUUUUUUCUAUCCUCCUAACCAAGCCAUCGAUCCCUCUAGCGCGGGGAUGAAUCUCUACUUCUCGCCUGACAACGUCAAGGACUUCUUGGACAAGUACACUCAUUUCCACAUCCACAUGCCUUUCAUUCAUGUCGCGACGUUCAAGGUCAUGGAGGCGUAUACUGGCUUACUUGCAGGCAUGUGUUGCAUCGGGGCCUGUUACUCAGACAAUGUCACCCCGUCCAAUGUUCGCGAAAUGAUGGAUUUUCUUGUUGUCGCGCUUCAACGCGACUGCAAGAUGAUGUCUAAUGCUGAACCUUUGGCAGGGCAACCGAGUCGCGCAUCUCGGGCUGACAUUGAAGAGCUUCAGGCUGUCUUGCUAACAUGUAUAUUAUUACUUUGGAAUGGAAACCCUCAACAAAGAGAGCGGGCUCGACACAUCUACCCCUUUCUUGCAGCAAACGCCAGGCGAUUGAAUCUUUUCCAGUCGUCGCGGGACCCUGCUCUUUUGUCAGCCCUUCACCAAAUCGAUUUUGACCGGAACACUUUUGAUUUGCAGCAAUGGAACUGGGAUACUUGGGUUGAUCAAGAGCGUCGGAAUCGUCUAAUGUUUGGCGUCUUUCUAAUGGACGUCGCCAUGGGACUUUACUUCAACUCUCAACCAUUGUUCGAUGUUAUGGAAUUUCACCUACCUUUACCUUGCGACGACACUGCUUGGGAUGCGGACAAUGCCGGGGACUGUGCUUCUGCGCUUGGCCUCAAUGGCGAUGUCGCCGCUCGUGAUAAGAAUCCUUAUGGCACUCAGCGACCAAAGCAACCUGAGAUGGACUGGGCUCUCAAGGCUCUUCUGCACCCCUCGUAUCAGAUCCAGCCUGGAAGCACCAACCUUUAUGGAAAGUUUGUUCUUAUCCAUGGCAUAUUAGCUCUGAUUCGGCGGGCCCAGAUUGAGGGCAAUGCGGCUCAGCUGUCCAAAUUUGGAACGCCUCCUCCCAAUGAUUGGAUGACUCCAGCUGGCCACAAUAGUGGACGGGGUACUCCUGUGGAGGGGGCGGCUGCUAACGUUGACCCACAAAGUCUGCAGGCACUUGUUAUCGCUCUGAGCAAGUUCAAGAAUAAUUGGGAUGCGGAUAUGGCCAAUCAGUUUCCGCCAGCAUUGCCGGGAUCUAGCAAUCCUCGGCGGCAUGGUUUCUCGCGAGAUGGCAUACAUUUCUAUUGGCUUUCCAAUUACCUGCUCAAGCACACCCAAGCGGCGGACUUACGGUUGUCGCCGGAUGCUCGCUUUGUCCAAAUUAUCCAAUUAUUGAAAUCGGUGAAGUCGUGGGUGAUGUCAGAUGGCGCGAGCAGAGGAGAAGAAUUAGGAUCUGUUGGAGAGAUUGAUGAUCAGUAUGGAGCAGUGGAUCUCACGUUAGAGAUGGCAAAACUAUUCAAACCACUUCCACAAGUGGUGGAAGACGCUGGCACUGCGUCUGUCAAAACGGAGCUUGACUAA